AUGUCCCCCAACCCGGGAGAUGGGGCGGAGGCGGGGGACGACAUCCGCCGCCCAGAUGUUGCGCCGCGAUUAGGGAAGGGAAAAAACAAAUCUAUCAUCCGCUGCUUUUGGGAAGGGCUGGGCUGGCUGGGAUCCGGCAGCCCCUCCUCUUCCUCCUCCCUCCUCCUCUUCCUCUCCCUCGCAGCCUCGCUCUCCUCUCCCGGCCAGCCGCCUUCCGCGGAGGGGGCGAGACGAGCGCAGAGCCCGCAGCCCCCCCGGCGACAAGCCAAGGGCGACAUUCCCGGCCUCGUGAAAAUCAGCGUCUCCCUCAAAAUCCAGCCCAACGACGGGGCGGUGUAUUUCAAAGUGGACGGGCAGCGCUUCGGCCAGAACCGCACCAUCAAGCUGCUGACCGGGGCCAAGUACAAGAUCGAGGUGGUCCUCCAGCCCGGCACCAUCCAGGCCACGACAAUGGGCAUCGGGGGCGUCAAUGUACCACUGGAAGAGAAAUCGAGGGAUGCACAGGUGGCCUCUUACACAGGGAUCUACGACACAGAAGGGGUGCCCCCUACCAAGAGCGGGGAGAGACAGCCCAUCCAGGUCAACAUGCAGUUUAACGACAUUGGCGUUUUUGAAACAGUCUGGCAAGUCAAAUUCUACAACUACCACAAACGGGAUCAUUGCCAAUGGGGAAACAGUUUUGGUAGUAUUGAGUAUGAAUGCAAACCAAAUGAAACGCGCAGUCUUAUGUGGAUCAAUAAAGAGACCUUCCACUGAAGAGAUGUGAAACCAAUACUGCUGGACAACCUCCCUAAAAAAAAAUCUACCUUUUUAAACCAGCAAGAAGCCUUAACAAAGGCAUACUGUAACAUUGCUUUGUUCCAUAAGGUUCCAACAACUAUGUUGUAUAUACAGGUGGUGCCACUAAAAUCUUUGCCUAUUACUGUAUUUUAAGUUUACCAUGGCAUCUGCAACAUUCUUUAUCUGUCACCCUAAGAAUACUGUAAAGUUCAUGAUAAAGAAUAUUUGAUAGCUGGGUAGAAAGUCAUACCUUCAUAAUACUGUCAUAAGUAUUUGGAUUAUGCCCACUAAACGGUUCCACUAGACGUAACAACUUUUGUGAAGUGUUUUGCUUUAUUGCUUAGAAUUUGGAUGCAACAUCACAUCAGUGAUUUCUGUAUUUAUAUUUGUGUUUGCUCCUAAAUCGGUGUGCUCCUUCAAGUAUUUUGUCAAAUGUCAUCCCAGUGGACAGCAAAAAGUGCUAAGUAUGGGUAUUUGUAGGUUUAGCUAAAUGGCAGCUACUGCACUGUUGAUAUUGUGCUUUCAUACCAGGGGAUUUAGAAACUCAUUCUCCCUUUUGUUAAGUCCUGUAAGAUAUUCUGUGAAGUUUGCUAAUUUACCAAAUCUCUCAAAAUAGGAUUCUUUGUUGUUAAGUUUCCCAGUCUCUGAAAUAGCUUUAGGAAAUGGUAUAAAAUGUGCUAACCUAAAUGAAAGAAAAGCAAUAAAUCAGUUGUGAUAUCAAAGACAUCUAACACCAUGGCGAAUAUGUAUCUUAAGAUCAUAUAGUAUUCUUGAAAGAUAUAGCAGCCAUACUUAAUUCAGUUCUUAGAGUAAGAGUUCUGAUAGUAAUCUCCAUUUUUGUUUUAAUGACAAAUUGCUCAGAUCAGUAAAAUCCUACAAAUCAAUUUUUUUCAACCCCGACCACUGUAUUGUACCAAAAUCAACAGGAUUCCUGACCAACAAACACUCAGCAGUGUGAAGAGAGUACAUAUCCCAGUACAUGCUUAUACAUGCAUUGCAUUCUUUCAAAUAAAGAUAAGCAUGUAAGCAUUUGCAUGGUUAUGACUAAAGGUGCUACAUAAACACUAGAUCAGUGUUUAACACAUACAGACAACAAAAAACAAACAUAUCUUUUCUUUCAGUAAAUAAAGCAGGGAAACAACUACACUGUCCCAUCCCCAACUUGGGCUGAAGUAAGCUGUCAGUUCUUGCAUAUCUGUUAUUCCUUUUGUGAAUAAUUUGUAAAUUGUGUAUGUAAAUGGUAACCAUGACUUUUGAUCUUUGUAAUAAAGGACUUAAACAAUU
Messenger RNA from Pygoscelis adeliae (Adelie penguin), 2064 nucleotides. It is a transcript of the gene CNRIP1, whose product is annotated as cannabinoid receptor interacting protein 1. The transcript has 3 exons. Gene Ontology annotation, biological process: negative regulation of signaling receptor activity. Gene Ontology annotation, cellular component: plasma membrane. Gene Ontology annotation, molecular function: type 1 cannabinoid receptor binding. NCBI's taxonomy places the organism in Eukaryota, Metazoa, Chordata, Aves, Sphenisciformes, Spheniscidae. The coding region runs from base 1 to 756 and encodes 251 amino acids. The record is from RefSeq and is a predicted model, not a curated record.